Messenger RNA from Fundulus heteroclitus (mummichog), 9278 nucleotides. RefSeq names its product myosin VAa (gene myo5aa). Gene Ontology annotation, cellular component: cytoplasm; vesicle; myosin complex. The coding region runs from base 347 to 6031 and encodes 1894 amino acids. Gene Ontology annotation, biological process: vesicle transport along actin filament; actin filament organization. Gene Ontology annotation, molecular function: ATP binding; actin filament binding; microfilament motor activity. The transcript has 44 exons. The record is from RefSeq and is a predicted model, not a curated record. NCBI's taxonomy places the organism in Eukaryota, Metazoa, Chordata, Actinopteri, Cyprinodontiformes, Fundulidae.
GUUUGUGUACCUCUCCGUCCUGCACACCGGGCGGCGCUGUUUGGCCGCUCGCCGGCAGCAGCCCUCCCCUCUCCGUUUGGCUGAAUCACUUCAUCCCAUCACCGUUCCCACAAUGCACAGUUGGAGACGGCGAAAACACGAGCAGCCCGAGGACGCGCCGCUCAUCAUGGCGAUAUAAACCAUCUUCUCCCGCAGGCCCCGCCGCCACCGAAGCCUUUUUUUUCCUGCCUCCGCUUCAUGAAAAACACACGCCGCUUCCGGCGCCGAGCGGAGACGAGAGCCGCCGCCGCCACCACCGCUGCCGGCGGAGAUUGAUCCCAGCCCGGAGGAAGGACGAGUGAGCGUCAUGGCAGCGUCGGAGCUGUACACAAAGUCUGCUCGGGUGUGGAUCCCCGACGCAGAGGAGGUGUGGAAGUCUGCCGAGCUCACCAAGGACUACAAAAAUGGCGACGCCACGCUGCAGCUCAUGCUGGAGGACGGGACGGCCGUCGAUCAUAAGCUGGACCCCAAGACGAAGAACCUGCCUUACCUGCGGAACCCGGACAUCCUGGUGGGCGAGAACGACCUCACCGCUCUCAGCUACCUCCACGAGCCAGCCGUGCUCCACAACCUCAAAGUCCGCUUCAUCGACUCGAAGCUCAUCUACACCUACUGCGGAAUUGUUCUGGUGGCCAUCAACCCAUACGAGACGCUGCCCAUCUAUGGGAGCGAAAUAAUCAACGCCUACAGCGGGCAGAACAUGGGAGACAUGGACCCGCAUAUCUUUGCUGUGGCAGAGGAGGCUUACAAACAGAUGGCAAGGGAUGAGAGAAACCAGUCUAUCAUCGUGAGUGGUGAGUCCGGAGCAGGAAAGACCGUCUCGGCCAAAUAUGCCAUGAGGUACUUUGCUACAGUCAGCGGCUCUGCCAGCGAGGCCAACGUAGAGGAGAAGGUUUUGGCUUCCAACCCCAUCAUGGAGGCCAUCGGAAACGCAAAGACGACCCGCAACGACAACAGCAGCCGCUUUGGCAAGUACAUCGAGAUCGGCUUUGACAAUCGGUACCGCAUCAUCGGGGCCAACAUGAGGACAUAUCUGCUGGAGAAGUCCAGAGUGGUUUUCCAGGCGGACGAGGAGAGGAAUUAUCAUAUCUUCUAUCAACUCUGUGCAUCAGCUAAUCAGCCUGAGUUCAAGAAUCUGAGACUAAGCAGCGCCAAUGACUUCCUCUACACCAGGCAGGGCCGCAGUCCUGUUAUCGAAGGCAUAGACGACGCCAAAGAGCUGCGCACCACUCGCCACGCCUUCACACUUCUGGGUAUAAAUGAAUCCUAUCAGGUUGGCUUGUUCCAGGUUUUGGCUGCUAUUCUUCACCUGGGAAACGUGGAGAUCAAAGACAGGGACUCAGACAGCAGCCUCAUUCCUCCCAACAAUCGGCACCUGACUGCGUUCUGCGAGCUGGUGGGCGUGACCUAUCAGGACAUGUCCCAGUGGCUGUGCCACAGGAAGCUGAAGACGGCCACAGAGACUUACAUCAAGCCCCUCCCUCGACUUCAGGCCACCAACGCUCGUGAUGCUCUGUCCAAACAUAUCUAUGCCAAGCUGUUCAACUGGAUUGUGGAACACGUGAACAAGGCUCUCAUCACCAAUGUCAAGCAGCACUCUUUCAUCGGCGUCCUCGACAUCUAUGGGUUUGAAACAUUUGAAAUCAACAGCUUUGAGCAGUUCUGCAUCAACUACGCCAACGAAAAACUCCAGCAACAGUUCAACAUGCAUGUGUUCAAGCUGGAGCAGGAGGAGUACAUGAAGGAGCAGAUCCCCUGGACUUUGAUCGACUUCUACGACAAUCAGCCCUGCAUCAACCUCAUAGAGGCUAAGAUGGGCAUCCUGGACCUGCUGGACGAAGAGUGCAAGAUGCCAAAAGGUUCUGAUGAUUCAUGGGCUCAGAAGCUGUACAACACCCACCUAAAGACCUGUUCCCUGUUUGAGAAGCCGCGCAUGUCCAACCGCGCCUUCAUCAUCCAACAUUUUGCUGAUAAGGUAGAGUACCAGUGUGAGGGUUUCCUGGAGAAGAACAAGGACACAGUAAACGAAGAACAGAUCAAUGUGCUGAAGGCCAGCAAGAAGUUCAACCUGCUGGUGGAGCUGUUCCAUGACGAGGAGAAGGCGACCACCCCCACCGGUCAGGUGGCCGGCACCGGGGGCCGCACCCGGCUCAGCAUCAAACCAGACAAGGGCCGGGACACGAGCAGCAAGGAGCACAAGAAGACCGUGGGCUGUCAGUUCCGUAACUCUCUCCAAAUGCUGAUGGAGACUUUGAACGCCACCACUCCACAUUACGUCCGCUGUAUCAAACCCAAUGACUUCAAGCAGGCCUUCUCGUUUGAUCCCAAGCGAGCAGUGCAGCAGCUGAGAGCUUGUGGCGUCCUGGAAACCAUCCGCAUCUCUGCUGCCGGCUUCCCGUCCAGAUGGACGUACCAGGAGUUCUUCAGCCGUUACCGAGUGCUGAUGAAGCAGAAGGAUGUGCUCCCUGACAAGAAGCUGACCUGCAAGAACGUUCUGGAGAAAUUAGUACAGGACCAGGAUAAGUAUCAGUUUGGGAAGACUAAAAUCUUCUUCAGGGCCGGCCAGGUGGCCUAUCUGGAAAAACUGAGAGCGGACAAGCUGCGCGUCGCCUGCAUCCGCAUCCAGAAGACCAUACGCAGCUGGUUGGCCCGCAAGAAGUACCUGCGCCAGCGCAGCGCCGCCAUCACCAUCCAGAGGUUCACCAGAGGUUACCAGGCCCGCUGCUUGGCGAAGUUCAUGCGUCGCACUCAGGCGGCCACCAUCAUCCAGAAGUACCAGAGGAUGUGUGUGGAAAGGAAGCGCUACAGACAGAAGCAGGCUGCCGCUCUGGCCGUGCAGACCAUCCUCAGAGCUUACAUGGCCCGGCAGAAGUACCAGGCGCUGCUGCGGGAGCAUAAGGCCAUCAUCAUCCAGAAGCACGUGCGCGGCUGGUUGGCCCGCUGCUGGUACAAGCGCUGCCUCGAGGCCAUCGUCUACCUGCAGUGCUGCAUCCGCAGGAUGAGAGCCAAGCGAGAGCUGAAGAAGCUGAAGAUCGAGGCUCGCUCGGUGGAGCACUUCAAGAAGCUUAACAAAGGCAUGGAGAACAAAAUCAUGCAGCUGCAGAGAAAGAUCGACGAGCAGCAUAAGGACAACCGGUUGGUCAGCGAGAGAUUAGUCUCUCUGGAGAGCUCGUACGCAGCAGAGAGCGAGCGCAUGCGCAGCGAGCUGAGCCGGCUGCGCGGGGUGGAGGAGGACGCCAAGAACAAAACCAGCCAGGUGUCGUCUCUGCUGGAGGAGCUGGAGAGGCUGAAGAAGGAGCUGAGCGUCACCCAGCAGGAGAAGAAGACCAUCGAGGACUGGGCACAGAAGUACAGGAGCGAAAUGGAGACGAUGGUGUCCGAGCUGAAGGAUCAGAACGGACUGCUGAAGAAAGAGAAGGACGACCUGAACAGGAUGAUUCAAGAACAGAGUCGGCAGAUGACCGAGAAAAUGGCUCGUGCGAUAGCGCAGGAGACUCAGCAGCUGGAGACGGACCUGAACGAGGAGCGCUCUCGCUACCAGAAUCUGCUGACAGAACACCUUCGCCUGGAGGAGAAAUACGACGACCUGAAGGAGGAGUUGGCCCACUCCUCGAACGUCUCCAAACCCGGCCACCGGAGAACAGACUCCACCCACAGCAGCAACGAAUCAGAGUACACGUACAAUUCAGAGUACGCCGACACGGAAGAAGGUUCCCGUGCCCGCGAGGACGUGACACGGGGAAUGGAUACUUCACUGACUCUAAAGCUGCAGAAACGUGUUACAGAGCUGGAGCAGGAGAAGCAGUCGCUGCGCAACGAACUGGAAAACAAAGAGGACCAGUUCCAGCGGGCUAGAGCCAGGGACGAUGCUCAGUUUAGAAAGGCUCGUGGAGCGGAGCUGGAGUACGAGUCUCUGAAGCGUCAGGAGCUGGAGUCGGAGAACAAGAAGCUGAGACACGACCUGGCCGAGAUGAGGCAAAGCCUGCUGGGCGACGCGGCCACGGGGGCCGGGGCGCCGGGCUCGCCAGCCUACAAGGUGCUCCUGGACCAGCUCAACGCUUCCUGCGAGGAGCUGGAGGUCCGCAAGGAGGAGGUGCUGAUCCUGCGCUCCCAGCUGGUCAGCCAAAAGGAAGCCGUGCACCACAAGGAUGAGAAGGAGACCAUGACGGAGCCGUCGGUGUUCGCUCAGGACGUGAACAAGCUGAAGGACGCAGACGAGCUGAGGCAAGCUUACGUCGGCCUCAAGGACACCAACAGAUCUCCCAGGUCAGUGGGCCCGGCGCUGGAAGUCGGGGAUCUCCUGAGUAGGCUGAGAUCUGCUGCUCCAGACCUCCACAAGCUGAACGAGGACGGGGAGCUGUGGCUGGUCAAUCAGGGCUUAAAGGAGACCGUCAGGUUGCUGGAGCAGCAGCUCCAGACCCAGCGGCGAACCUACGACAGCGAGGUGGAGUCGCUGCGCGGCGAGCUGCAGAACGUGAAGGAGGAGAACAACCGGCAGCAGCAGCUGCUGGCCCAGAACCUCCAGCUGCCUCCGGAGGCGCGGAUCGAGGCCAGCCUGCAGCACGAGAUCACGCGGCUCACCAACGAGAACCUGGAACUGAUGGCCGACGACCCCACGGCAUCCAGAGAGGCUCGAGUCAUCAUAUUACGGCGGAUGGUUGAUCUGAUGGAGCAGCUGGAGAAGCAGGACAGAACCAUCCGCAAGCUCAAGAAGCAGCUGAAGGUUUAUUCCAAGAGGAUCGGCGAGAUGGGGGCGGGUCAGACCGAGGGACAGACGUCUCCUGGACAGAUGGUGGAGGAGCCCAUCCACCCGGUCAACAUCCCGCGCAGGGAGAAAGACUUCCAGGGAAUGUUGGAGUACAAGAAGGAGGAUGAAAUGAAGCUGGUUAAGAAUCUCAUUCUGGAGCUGAAACCUCGCGGCGUAGCGGUGAAUCUGAUCCCAGGUCUGCCAGCCUACAUCCUGUUCAUGUGUCUGAGACACGCGGACUACGUCAACGACGACCAGAAGGUCCGGACGCUGCUCACAUCCACCAUCAACAGCAUCAAGAAGAUCCUCAAGAAACGAGGCGAUGACUUUGAGACGGUGUCGUUCUGGCUGGCCAACACCUGCCGCUUCCUGCACUGUCUGAAGCAGUACAGCGGAGACGAGGCCUUUAUGAAGAGCAACUCAUCGAGGCAGAACGAGCACUGCCUGUCCAACUUCGACCUGGCCGAGUACAGACAGGUGAUCAGCGACCUGGCCAUCCAGAUCUACCAGCAGCUGGUCAAAUGCAUGGAGAACAUCCUCCAGCCAAUGAUAGUAUCGGGGAUGCUGGAGCACGAGACCAUCCAAGGCGUGUCCGGAGUGAAGCCCACAGGUCUCCGUAAGCGUACGUCCAGUAUCGCCGACGAGGGCACCUACACCCUGGACUCCAUCCUGCGGCAGCUGAGCGCCUUCCACUCCACCAUGUGCCAGCACGGCACCGACCCCGAGCUCAUCAAGCAGGUGGUGAAGCAGCUGUUCUACAUCAUCGGCGCCGUCACCCUCAACAACCUGCUGCUGCGCAAGGACAUGUGCUCCUGGAGCAAAGGCAUGCAGAUCAGGUACAAUGUGAGCCAGCUGGAGGAGUGGCUGAGGGACAAGGGUCUGAUGAACUGCGGAGCCAAGGAGACCCUGGAGCCUCUGAUCCAGGCCGCCCAGCUGCUGCAGGUGAAGAAGAAGACGGACGAAGACGCCGACGCCAUCUGCUCCAUGUGUCACGCCCUCACCACUGCUCAGAUCGUAAAGGUCCUGAACCUCUACACUCCAGUCAAUGAGUUUGAGGAGAGAGUGUCAGUCGCUUUCAUACGAACCAUACAGACUCGCUUGCGAGACCGCUGUGAGAGCCCUCAGCUGUUAAUGGACACCAAAAUGAUAUAUCCAGUCACCUUUCCGUUCAACCCGUCCUCCCUUGCCCUGGAAACCAUCCAGAUCCCCACCUCUCUGAACCUGAGCUUCCUCACCAGAGUCUAAGCUGAACCCAAUCCCUGCUGCGACCGCCGCCUACCGGCCCAUGAAAGAAUAUGAAUAUGUUAAUAAAGCACUUGAAAACAAUGUGGACGAACACAAUCUGAACAAACAUUUUCUGUCUAAACGCUGACAUGCACGCACAUCUGUGUCACUUUCUAGAUAAGUAUUGCCCUUUCUCACUCAAAAACAGGCAAACUCACACACUACUCGCCCCAUAGGCUCCCAUUAAAUGCUUGUAUAAAAUCCUGCCGCUUAAAGAAGCCAUAGGACCCAGUCAAUCAUCAGCAUAGCUAUUGUUCAUGUCUGAAUCACAAGAGCAAAGGAGGCAAAGAUCUCACACCAGGAGUAAGUUAAGCAAGUUGUCAUCUAUUGGGACGUGUUGAUGCAAAAAUCCUUGUAUUCACCAUCUGAGCACAGUCAAGCCAAGUCAAAACUCAUUGUCUGUACUAUAUUAUUUAUACACAAAGAUAUCUAUAUGAAAAUAAAUAAUAUGUAUAUCCUGUAUUUAAUUUAUUGAACUUAUGUUGCCAACCUCCCUUUUCAAGAUUAUUCUCAUUGCCAUUUUAGAAAAAGAAAAGGAUAAAGGCCAUCAGGACAAGUUAAACAGCUUCGCUUUAGCUGCACUGAUAUACGAUAUUUAUAUUAAGUAUAUUAUAUCAUACAGGCACAGAUUAUGAUUCGCUAUGUCUUAAACUUAAAUGUUUUAAUGUGUGUUUCUGGCAGAGUAGAGCAGGUUUAAGAGAAGAGAGCUUAUAAAGACUUAAUCUCUGCUCGGGGCUUUAGCCUACCAAGAGCUCUACUGUUUACAGCUUUGACCAGAGCCAAGAAAAUGAACCCGGAACAUUUAAUCUACGGAGGGCCCAAUGUGCCACAAAGUUAGAAAUAAAUACUUAUUUGCUUAUGUCAUUAUUAAAGCUGCAACAUCUUAUAAAUGAAUCAGAUAAUUAUUUAUGUUGGUAAAAAAUAAUUAGCAUAUUAUAAUUAAAUACUUAAAGGCAAACUAUCUUCCUUUAAAUAAUUACAUUUGACAAAUAAUUAAGAAUUCAGUUUAAAGUUCUGUAUUUAAUUAGAAUUGUAAUGGUAAUCCUGCCCAGUGAAUAUAAUUCAGACCAGUUACCUUUCCCAGAGCAGUGUUGGCUCCGCCCACUGGCUUAGGAGGGGGGUGGGUGAGACAUUCACAACAUUACACAUGGAAUAGUGAAAUAAUUAUACAUGCUUCUCAUACAAAGUAAACAUUUGUUAUCAAUGGCAUGUUUCAUGUGUCAUAUGUUAAAAUUAUUGUUGAGUGAUUUAUUUAUUGAAUUGUCACUUUUGGGCCUCCAUUGAUCAUCCACAAACACUGCAGUGAAAGCACAGAUCUGUUCGUACAACCAUACACCUAGUUUAUUUUUCUUCUUAAGUUGUUUUGGUCAGGCAAAUGUUUCCGUUAUCUUUGUGUGCUUAUUUAUUUCAUUUUCACAAUUUUUACGAUUGUUUGUAUUGUAAAGCCAUGUCUUACUAAGCAAAAUGAACAGAAGUGAUUUUUUUUUUUUUUUUUUUUUGUAAGUUGGUUUUGCAGAAAUUGCCAGAGAUCUGUUCAACAUUACGUUUUUCUCUGCUUCAUCCCCACUUUUGCCUUCCUGUUUUUGUGACACAACAUGGGCAUUUGCUACUAAAACACGCCAAUUAAGUUGAUCGGUCUCAUUUUAACUGCUGGCUCAGUGCUUAUCUGAUAGGUUUGUCUUAUUUUAGUCGCUGUACAGAUUUUUGAACAUAUCUGGUUCUUUAGCAAAGGGUUGUAGAAACCAUGAUGCAUGAAGUGCUGCUGCUUCAUUCACGUAACCUGCAUGGAUCUGGGUUUACAGACAUCACCAGCUUGAGAAAUUAGCCUGCAUGUUACUUUAAGUGAAGAGUGGAGUCCACUUGUUUGGAAACAUCUAGGAGACCUGCCCAUGUUGUGACAAAGACUCUUCUGUCUUCCUCAACUCUCUUAUCUGCCUCCUGCUUUGCACUUUCAGCUUAUCCUGUUGUGCUGUUAGUAUUUACAAUGAGCCAUGUUUGCCUCUACUCCUUUGAUCAUUGUUUUACCAAAAACCUUAUGCUUGAUAAAAUCCUGGUUAUGUUAGAACUGGACUUCAGAGUCGGACACAAAACGAAGCAGAGAAAUCUCCGUAACCCAGAGGAGUUAUAAAGCGUCUUAUUGAACAUCUGGUCAUGGAUUAAAGAGAGAGUGGGAGGUUUAGAGAUGCACCAGGCAAAUGGUACUUUUUUGUUUUGGAUUUAAAACUUUUAAACAGCCAAAACUUUUUUUCUCCUCUUUUAUGAGAUAUAAUCCUUAGAAGAUUUAAAACAUCCCAAUGCGUAAAAAAAAAAUUGGCCUGGAAUAGCCCGAUCGGUGCAUCCGCAGUGACGUUUUUCUGCGCAGCACGUUGAAAACGUCCACCUGCUCUCACUGGGACCACGUUUUUAUCAUUCAGCCUUUUGUUUGUCUGAAUUUGUUUGCUGUGUAACAAGUAUGGCUUGUGCCAAGAGAACAUAUCUGCUGGUUCUGUUUCAAAGGACAGUAACGGAGGAGUUAAUCCACCAUUUGAAUGUUCAUGUUCAACAAGUGUACCAUGAUUUUAGCUGCACAUUGUAGAAGAAGCCUUAUCUGACUUACUCAUCAUGUGAAUGACUGCAGGAUUUCCGUGUUCUCCCGCUGUUAAACGAGUAGAAGUUUUAAAAAUGUGAUCUUACUGUUUCGAUGAUGCAUCUCCUUGUCCUGCAGCUGGUGUAAGACGGGUUGUUCUGUUUAUCCCUCUGCCAGAACGCUGCACAGGGACGCUGAUAAAUAAUCGAUGAGUACGGACUGUAAAACUGAACCCAAGCCCAGACUCACCGCACUGUGAGGCCCUUUGGUUUAGUUGAGCAGAGAAAACGCCGUCAUGGCUUUGUUCUCCGUUCUCACACAUGAGCAGAAAGCUGCUUGUAUGAUACGACCCAGACAUUAUAAAUGCUCAUUGUUCUCAUCAGCACUAGAGUUAAUUGUGCCGUUUUAAACGUUGUUUAUACACAAAACAAAAGUGAAAUGUUCUGAGCCCAGAUGUGGUGGUACUGGCGCAAACAUGCUGAAUCCGGUACCGGAUACGUUUCCCCCUCCAAACCCAUGUGUACAUUUGACAAACUGGACUGUUUGUAGUUUCUGGUAGCUGUGCUUUGUGAAUGUGUUCACCGUUAGGAAACUUGGAAUAAACAUUCAACUCUGUAAGUAAAAUAAAAGAUUUCAGCACUG